Messenger RNA from Sitodiplosis mosellana (orange wheat blossom midge), 2502 nucleotides. RefSeq names its product peroxidase-like. Lineage: Eukaryota; Metazoa; Arthropoda; Insecta; Diptera; Cecidomyiidae. Bases 390 to 2438 code for a protein of 682 amino acids. Gene Ontology annotation, molecular function: heme binding; peroxidase activity. Gene Ontology annotation, biological process: response to oxidative stress. The record is from RefSeq and is a predicted model, not a curated record. The transcript is spliced from 11 exons.
AUUCGAUCGAUUUUUUUUCUUCAGAGCCGUAAUGUGAAAGCAUUUUGAAAUAAUGUUUCGAAAAAUUCUAGAUGGGGCGCAGAAAUUUCCAGAUGGGGCUGAACCCCAAAUGCUUGUAUGGACGCUACGGCGCUGGACAAACAUGAAAAAUGAAUAAAAAAGUACAAGUGUUUUUUUUUUAGUUUAUUACAGCAAGCAUUUUUCGUGCUUGACUUUAAUCGUUAGGUUGACGCAGAUAACGAAAAACGUGUUGAUGACACAAACGCCAUUUUAUAGCGAUUAUUUGGAAUGAAAGACUUAUUUUGCCAGUUUUAUACCUUUCUCACGCAUUCAAGUGCCCCUAUAUAUUUGAGGACGAAGAGAGAAUGUCAGUCAUUUAUUAAAUAAAAAUGCUGGCCAUUGUGCAAAUUUUAAUUCUGUUACAUACCAUCAACAGGUGUUGGGGUAAUGUGGGUGGUGAUCUUUAUGAACAGGCAAAAAAAAUUGCUGCCGAAAAGCAAUCUGAAAAUGAACAAUUACAAGCAAUAUAUAAUACUUCAGUGGAUUAUACUAGAAUGAUCAACAAUGAAAGAACUCCACCAACAAGUGACAAUUUGAAGGCUGACAUUUUGUUACAAUUUCAAUACUUGGUUCGAGAUCGUGGCUAUUGCAAGAGGCAAACAUUUCAAGAUUGUGUGGGUAAUUACGGAAAAAAUAUUCCAAAGGAAGAUAAAUGCCCAGCACGACUAGGUGAUUGUAACGAAAAAUCAAAGUUUGCUCCGAUUGGUGGAUACUGUAACAACUUGAAAAAUCCAAAUUUGGGAAGAGCCAACACAGCUUACAUUCAUUUACUAAAGGCGGUCUAUUCAGACGGCAUUAGCAAAAUUCGAAAAGCUGUAUCUGGAGAAGAGCUGCCCAGCCCUCGUUUAAUCGGAAACAUGUUGUCCGAUCCUAGUUUUGAGAACAAUUAUAGCAACGAGGUCUUAUCGGAUACAAAUAAUAUAAUGGGUUUGAUGUUUGGUCAACUUUUAACUCAUGACAGCAGCAGUCGAUUGGCGUAUAACGUCAAAGGUGGUAAUGUACCAGGACCUCGGUGUUGUACACUAUCAAAUUCUGGUCCGUUGAAUCCACAGUAUACCAAUCCCAAUUGUAUACCCGUGGAUAUUCCCAAAAAUGAUCCAUUCUACUCAGAAGUCGGUGUUCGCUGUCAGAGUUACAUACGUAUGGCUCGAACAUUUGACCAUGACUGCAAAAUUUCUUAUGUGCAGACAGACCAGGUGUCAUCCUAUCUCGAUCUUUCGAUUAUCUAUUCGGAAUCACCGAAUACCUUGACCACAUUGCGAACAAAUUCCAGUGGACUGCUAAGAACGAAUUCCAAAAAUAUCCUACCUCAGAGCGGUACUAUUUAUGUUGCUGGCGAUCGACGCGUAAAUCAAACACCGAUGCUAGCUUUGCUCCACUCCUUAUUCUUUCGUUUGCAUAAUACAAUUGCCAAGAAUUUAGCCAGCGUCAACCCGAAAUGGAAUGAUAAUGAUUUGUUUUUCAAUAGUCGACGCCUCAGCAUUGCUAUUUAUCAAAGCAUUGUUUACAACGAGUGGUUGCCGCUUUUCAUAGGCAAACGAGUUUGUGAGCUUCGAAAAUUGAAAUGUGGUGGAAAGACAAAAAUUGCAUGCGACAAAUACGAUAGCCGCAUUGAUCCGUCAACUAGUGUUGAAUUUGCACACGCUGCAUUUCGAUUUUUCCAUAGAAUAAUCCCGUCCACAUUCCAAAUGAUUGACAAUCGUAACCAAUUGGUUGGUCAUCUGUUUUUAUCUGAUGUAUUAUUGAAUGGUAAUGCAACCAUAUUACAAGAUAAAUAUGAUGAUCUGUUGAAUGGCAUGUUGAAACAAACAAUAGCUUAUGUCAGCCCGAUGCACACACCUCAGAUACGAGACCUAACUGCAAAAGUCCCAUACAAAGGCCACCAAGUGGGAACUGAUCAAUUUUUGAAUGAUUUGAUGCGAGGUCGUGAUUCAGGAACGGCACCAUUUGUUGAUUUCAUUGAUUAUUGUUUGUCAAAAAAAAUUAACAAAUGGAGUGAUUUAAGGUCUUAUUUCAAAGAUAAAGAGUAUCGAGCCCUCAGAAAUUUAUACAAAGAUGUCAGGGAUAUUGAUCUAUUAGUUGGAAUAUUGCUCGAAACGCAUCCAAAAAAUCGAAUCGGUCAAAUUGGGGCGUGUAUUAUAGCCGAUCAAUAUCAUCGACUCAGAUACGGCGAUCGAUUCUUCUAUUCGAAUCCAACUAAUCCGAAUAAAUUUACUGCAGCUCAAUUGAGUGAAAUCGAGAACACGACAUUCACGAAGGUUCUUUGUCUCGUGACAAAUAGCUCAUCAAUACCAUAUCAAGCGUUUGUGACAAGUUCCCUGACCAACCCAAUAUAUAUUUGUGAGAAAACGUUUAAUUUUGGCCUUUUUAAAGCGUAAUUUUCGAACAACGGGCUUUAGCCAGCUUUCUUGAUGCGAAAUAAAGUUGAACAUUUUAUGGGGA